GCCUGAGCUCUAUACUAUACUUUCCUUUGUUUCUUCAACUCACAAUCUAGGGUUUCUCAUGUUGUUCCCAAAACCCCCUCUCCCUUCUUGAUCUUCUUGAUCACGCAACAUGAUCUACGGAUCAGUUCCCGUCAAUUAUCUUCGGAAACAACCGGAUUUCAUCGUCAACAAUAAUGCCGAUGGCUUUUUCUCUAACUUUAUCGGUAAUUGUACGGACACGAACGAGAAGGAUACGUGGAUUGGUCUUUCAAAUUUUUUGAAGGACCCGAACAACCAGUUCUCGAAUUCGAUUGAGAAUCGGAUGGGAUAUGGUGUUGUAAAGUUAAAUCACGAGGGGACAAUGGAUGUAAAUCAUAAUCAAAUGCUAUUCGGUGGAGUUGUUCCCAUUCCGUCUUCAAGGUUCCAAAACUCUGAUUCAUCAAUGAAUAUCGGACACACUGCGUCUAUCAACAUGUCGAAUCCCCAAUGUUUUGGAGGAUCUCCAAUCAAGAAUGCUGCUAGCACAAGCAUGUUUAAUUACGGGAUGCCUGCUGCCCAAGCUUUUGAUGGUAGAAGUAGAACGGUGACACCUGGCAGUGUUUUAUGUAAUACGGGCUUUCCGAUAUCAGCAAAUGGUGUGCAGCCAAAUUUCCAGAACAAUCCAGAGGCUACUCACCUUUUGGGUACCCAAUACAACAACCCACAUACGUCAAGUUGCGGGACAUUCCUGCAACCGCAAGGUUAUACGUCGGUCCCCCAACGUUUUCCGGUGAUGAAUCAAUCAAACGGGUUUCAGAUUCCACAUUGUAAUCCGUGGGAGGGUCAACCGCUUGUUGCUGUAGAAAGUUCGAGUCACAACUGUAUCGGUUUCAAUUGCAAUAUCUGUGGUCCAGGUCCGGUUACUUUCGGCAUGCCGUCUAGAAAAAGAAAAUUUGAUUUCGCGGGCCCCGGGAAUGAUCUUAUCGAAUCUAGAUCGCGAAAUAAUUAUGAAUCUUGGGUUGACAGUGGUACUCUAUUCGAUGUUCUAGCUUCCAGUUAUAUGCCUGUUGACUUGCCACCUUUGGAAGAAUGGCCCAAUAGUAGUGAAGAUGGGCCGGAUUUCAUGGAAAUUGGGCCUGUGUUAACUCAACCGGCCCGUAAUGAAUCCUCCGGUACUCUUAUGGAUGUGUACACUAGCUUUAUUAAAUCUUCUGCUUCUACAAAGGAUGCCAAGCCCGACAGUGAAGAUGCGUUGGGCCCAAACGUUAACGAGGUCCUGCGUGAAGAAAAAGUAAUAUGUAGGCUUAACUCAGCUUUAGAUGAUUACGAGUCCGUUUUGGAGUCUAUGCGAUCUAUUGAACCGUGUGUUUUGGAAUCCGAGAAGACAAGCACACCGAUUACAUCUUUUGAAGAUAACGGGUCAGGGUUGGGAUCCGGGAAUGUUAAGAAACUCAGUGCCUCGUUGACCGAUUCGUUGACUGCUGCUCAAAUCAAAGAACAUUUGUCAAGUUUUAUCCAACCGCAAAAGGACGUAUCAGGAGGCACAGAACCUUCAGAAAGUCAAAACUUAUGCCAGUUAUGCUCGAAGAAUAAGCUUUUGCUGGCCCCCACACCCGUGUAUUGCUCAUCGUGUGACGUGCGGAUCAAGCAAAACGUUAAAUACUAUCGGUCAACCGACGAGAACACCAAAACACAGCACUGCAUUUGUAUCGGAUGCUUUAAAGGAUCUCGUGGGUCAUCUGUUAUAACGCGUGGAGGAGGUUCUGUUUCGAAAACUGUACUUCACAUGGCAAUGAACGAUGAGGAAAUAGAGGACUCGUGGGUACAAUGUGACACAUGUCAACAAUGGCAACAUAGGAUUUGCGGCCUAUACAACAACGAAACAGAUUUAGAAGGGAAAGCCGAAUACGUUUGUCCAAAAUGUUGCUUAAAAGAAACAGAAAACGGAACAAGAAUCUCGUUACUGAAAACUGUCUUGGGAGCAAAAGAAUUACUGCUCACUGAUCUCAGUGAUCACAUCGAGCAACGACUUUUUACCCGAAUGAAGCAAGAGCGAGAAGAAACCGCAAAGGUUCUUGGAAUCGCGUCGGAAGAAGUACCUGUAGCAGAAGGUCUUGUUGUUCGAGUAGUGGUAUCUGUGGACAAAGAGUUGGAAGUGAAGAAGCAAUUUAGAGAUAUAUUUAACGGACAAGAUUAUCCAGAAAAAAUUGAAUACAGAUCGAAAUUAAUUCUAUUGUUCCAGAAAAUAGGAGGUGUUGAUGUAUGCCUCUUCGGAAUGUACGUUCAAGAGUUUGGAUCAGAGUGUAACGGGCCUAACAACCGAUGCGUUUAUAUCUCGUACAUUGAUUCCGUCAAGUACUUUCAGCCCGAAAGAAAAACCGCAAGCGGAGAGCCUCUGCGCACCUUCGUUUAUCAUGAAAUACUGAUUGGAUACCUCGAGCAUUGCAAGAAACGAGGUUUUGCGUCUUGUUAUAUAUGGUCAUGUCCGGUUAUAAAAGGCGAAGAUUAUAUUUUUUAUUGUCAUCCGAAGACUCAGAAGACACCGGAGAAAACGAAGCUACGGCAGUGGUACAAGUUAAUGAUCAGGAAAGCUGUGAAAGACGGAAUUGUGGUUGACCAGACGAAUUUAUACAAUGAAUUUUUCGCUACGUCAAACGUUAACGUAAGCGCAGCGCGUUUGCCGUAUUUUGAUGGUGAUUGUUGGUCGGAUGCUGCCAUAAAUAUUAGCAAGAAACUUGACGAUGAAGAAAGCUCCGGAGGAAAAUUGUGUGUUAAGUCACGUGCUAAGCGAAUCUCGAUGGUCAACGGAGACGAAAGCCUCACAAAGGAUGCUUUAGUGAUGAACAAGCUCGGCGAAAUAAUUAUGCACGACAAGGAAAACUAUAUGAUUGUCCGGUUACAACACACGUGCACAUCUUGCAACCAAGUAAUAUUAUCCGGAAGUAGAUGGUGUUGCAACCAAUGCAACAAGAUUCAGUUAUGUCCAAGAUGUGUUUCCCCAAGUAGAAUGCACAAAUGCGGUUCUUGUAAAGAUAAACCACUCUCUGAGGAUGUGCUGAGCUAUAUACCCGUUGAUACCAAGGAUAAAGAUGACGUUCUUGUGAAUAAAUUGUUCGAGACGCGCGAUGAUUUUUUGAACAAGUGCCAGAAUUCUCUAUACCAAUUCGAUACACUCGGGCAUGCCAAAUAUUCCACU
Messenger RNA from Helianthus annuus (common sunflower), 3154 nucleotides. RefSeq names its product histone acetyltransferase HAC12. NCBI's taxonomy places the organism in Eukaryota, Viridiplantae, Streptophyta, Magnoliopsida, Asterales, Asteraceae. The transcript is spliced from 13 exons. Gene Ontology annotation, biological process: positive regulation of transcription by RNA polymerase II. The annotation marks the transcript as partial. Gene Ontology annotation, molecular function: histone acetyltransferase activity; transcription coactivator activity; chromatin DNA binding. Gene Ontology annotation, cellular component: histone acetyltransferase complex; transcription regulator complex. The record is from RefSeq and is a predicted model, not a curated record.